AUGACCUUCCCUCCCCCUCACCCUUCCGCCCAAUCGUCGAUUGCUUCUGGCACCGAUAAAUCUUCCCCGACCAGGCCUGAGAUUGGUGCCUGGGGUCGGUCCACGUCACAGUCCGGCAUUCGUCGUGGGUUGACUCCUCUCGCGACCAACCUUUCCUCCUCCAACGCUACGUCUGCUUCCUCCCGGGGCUUCGACGCAGGCCCUGGGGUUUCAACGCCGUCGUCUUUCUCUGCCGUUCUGAGCUCCACCAGGGGUCUCUCAGGCGGCAGCCCGAAGCCCGCACCUUCACCCUUCUCCUCACUGCAGUCUGGCUCCCAACAGUCGGCUCAGUCGCUCUCGUCUCCGAAGUUCCGCGCACAUACCCCAUCUGCAGGGUCUCAUUUCGCCUCUGCAACAGGUUCCAUCCCGGGUGUUGGAGGCACUGGGGGAGGUGGUGGGCCGGGUUCUUCCAGAGGUGUCGCCUUUUCACCACUGUCGUCUGGCACAACCGUGAAUUCACCUACGGGGUUUGCAUCCGAUAAGUCGGGCUCAGCAGCACACUCUAGUCAAUCGUCUCUUGCAAAGAUCUCGAUCGCACAGGUAUACCUUCUAUUAGACUCCAUUACGGAGAAGGAAGGAAAAGAAAAGUGGGACACAAAGGCUGCUCAAAUACACAAACUUGUGACAUCCAACGGAAUGGAGGUCUUUUCUAAGUACUUUCGUCGCCUUCUUACAGGCAAUGCGCCUCAGAUUUUCCCGGGAGUCAACAAGUCCGUCGAAAAUGCGGGCAACUACCCUCUCUUAGUCCAGGAAAUGCAGAAAGUUUCCUCGGACAUCGAACAAGCCCAGAAAAUCGCCGAGACGGUAGAUACGUCCGAGGGAGACAUCUUCCGUGAUUUCGAUCUGUCGACGUUCUUGGAUCAUUUCCGUCUGGACCCUAUUGUCAAGGUGGCACUCGCAUUGGCCUUCAAGAUGACCAACAAAUCUGAUCUUCGAGCCAAGGCCGAUGCGAUCCUUUCAAACUCCGUCACCCCUUUCCUGCAGAGCCUGGCGACUCCUUUGGAAGCGACCAAAGAUUUCCACACUCCUUUCCUUGGAAUGACGAUCGAGCGAUUCAUCCUCUAUCCCCCGCGCAACUUCAGCGACGAGGUUAAGGGCAAAUUGGUAUAUGCAUCCAACUUGCGUUAUCAGAAGCUGGGAUUGGACAUGCCCUUCGAAGUGUCUUCGGCUCUGCAGAUGUUCAACUUUGUGAACCCCAGAUACGUUCUUGUCAGACAACUUCAUGCCAAGGGACCGCGCGCGACUGCAAGCACGGAAGCUAUGACAGAGACCAUCAAUGCGGCUGGACCAGAGAGCUGGAGCGAGGAGCACCUGGCUAGUGCUCUCCUCUUUAUGAUACUGUCACAGUACUGGCAGCAGUUCUCUCUGGAGACUCUUCUGAGCGCUUAUACCGAGAAGCAAGUAAACUGGCCGAUGGUGGUGCGGAGCUUUGAUCGCGAAGGGCUGAGAGUGGACCCCAAGCAGUUUGCUAAGCUGUAUAAUGUCCUCCGCGCUACUGCGGCAGAUGAUUCUACCCUGGAUGUUCAGAAGCUCUGGGGCGGUGACUGGGAACACCGCGACACACAGUUGUCAUUCUUGACUGCCUUUGUAGCCUCGCGUACAGAUGCAUCUCAGAUUCCUAAUCUGCGGGCAACAUUCCCGGCCGACUUCUUUGAGGACGCACCCGAAAUUGUCAAGCUGCAGGGUGAACGUGCAGCCAAGUCGCCUCUCCGGUCCAUGGAUGCCAUGAGGGCUAUCUUUGACCUCACCCUGUUCUCUGAGGCCAAUUGGGCCGCUUCAGAAAGCCAGCUUCUGAUCAAAGCGAUGGUCCAAUACGAUCUCCCGGUUUUCCUUGUUUCCGCGCUUGCCCUUCUUGCCCUCCCGCAGCCGUGGACUCAGCUUCAAAAGAGCUUUGUUGUACGAACUUUUGUGGUCUUUGUUUCCAAACAAGAGGAUGGCUACCAACUUGCACUCCAUGGAGCCUGGCACCAAGACCGACAAUGGGUUGCAGAGCAACUGUUCACGCUCUUCUCUUCGGAUCCUACCGUCACUGAGUUGACUUAUGAGCAUGCUGUCGCAUUUGGCUGGCUUGACUUCCUGCUUCAAUUUACCAACGGUCUCGCACUUGACCUUGCUUGUUACUGUCAUCGCAAGGGUUCAUUUGACCUUGAGCAGUGGGUUCGGGGUGCUGCUGAGAAGACGGCUGCUUUGCACCCUUCGAACUCCCCGAACAUGACCAUGGGCAGUCUUUUGUCAAAGUUUUUGAGGAUCAAGGCAGAAGAUGAGCUUCAUGUGCAGCGGAAGGAACAACCUGGUCCACAAAUGGUUACCCUCGCUGUGAAAACUGUAUACACACUUCUCUCCGUCUUGGAGGAGUAUGUGGGCGAUCGUGAAAACCUCACGCCCGUUCAACGUAUUUGUAUCCAGACAUACCCCCGGCUUAUCAACUACGGCGAAGGGUUUGAUGAUAUCAUUGAUGCAAACGGCGAGAAUGGCAACACUCUGCCUGAGAACAUUGACAAGCAAAUGCAAGAACUGUUUGGCAAGAUGUACCACGAGGAACUGUCGCUCAGAGAAAUGUUGGAGCUGAUGCGGCGGUACAAAUCAUCACGGGAGCCCGAGGAGCAAGAUCUCUUUUCGUGCAUGGUCCAUGGUUUAAUCGACGAGUAUCACUGCUACCACGAGUACCCGCUUGAGGCAUUGACAAAGACUGCGGUCAUGUUCGGUGGCAUCAUUAACUUCCGUUUGGUUGACGGAAUUACCCUCAAAGUGGGUCUCGGAAUGAUUCUGGAAGCUGUGCGCGAACACGAACCCCACGAUCCCAUGUACAAGUUUGGUGUGGAAGCCAUUGAACAAUUGAUCAAUCGUCUCUCAGAGUGGGCCGGCUUUUGUCACCUUCUCCUUCAAAUCCCCACCUUGCAAGGAACGCCAAUCUUCCAGAAAGCGGAAGAGGUCCUUCGCGAGGCGGGCGACGCAGGUGCCACCCCCGGAUUCUCUGACCUUGCAGUUCCUCCUCUGCCCAACGGCAUGGACGACUCCCCAGUCACCGACGGCGCCUCGCGCAAGUUCCGCUCCGUCUCAGUUGACCCCGCUCGUUCCGAUCUCUUCCAAGACCCCGACGAAGACGUCCAAGACAAGAUCCUGUUCGUGUUGAACAAUGUCUCCGAGCAGAAUAUUGAGGAGAAGAUGCGGGAUCUCAACGAAGUUCUGCGUGAGCAUCACCACCAGUGGUUCGCGGCGUACCUGGUGGAGGAGCGCGCAAAGCUUCAACCCAACUUCCAGCAGCUUUAUCUCGACCUUCUCGGGCGCAUCGAUGACAAAACACUCUGGACAGAGGUCCUCCGCGAGACCUACGUCAGCCUCGCGAAGUUGUUGAAUUCCGAGGCGACCCUCACCUCUUCCCAAGACCGGGGCCACCUCAAGAACCUCGGAGCCUGGCUUGGUUCGUUGACUAUCGCCAAAGACAAGCCUAUCCUUCACAAGAACAUCUACUUCAAGGGCCUGCUCUUGGAAGGUUACGAUACUCAACGUCUCAUGGUCACGAUUCCCUUCACCUGCAAGACUCUUGUGCAGGCCACCAAGUCCACGAUCUUUAAGCCUCCGAACCCAUGGUUGAUGGACAUUCUCCAUCUUUUGCUGGAACUCUACCAUUUCGCCGAGCUGAAACUCAACCUGAAGUUUGAAAUUGAGGUGCUGUGCAAAGACCUUGAUCUUGAUCACAAGACAAUCGAGCCGGCGGUCUUCAUCCGCGACCGCAGCGGCCAUGCCGAAGAAGCCUUGCCGGCUGCGAGCAUUCCGCAAGGUCUCGAGCCCUUUGAGGACAUGGCUAUCGGCAGCCUCAACCAGGGCAUUCGCAAUGAGAGGCUGUCACCGGCAUCGAUCAUGUCGACUCUGCCAAGCCUUGACAAGAUUCUCGUUCUGCCCCCAUCGGCAAGCAGCAUGGUUGACCCCACAAUGCUGCGGCAAAUCGUUCAAACUGCGGUGGAGCGUGCUAUUGGGGAGAUCAUCACCCCCGUUGUAGAGCGCUCUGUGACCAUUGCUUCCAUCUCCACUGUCCAGCUGGUUUCCAAGGACUUUGCUAUGGAGCCCGAUGAGGAGAAGGUGCGACAUGCCGCCGGCAUCAUGGUCCGACAACUGGCCGGUAGCCUGGCUCUCGUUACUUGCAAGGAGCCGCUCAAGGUCAGCAUGACCAACUACAUCCGGGUCAUCCAGCAAGAAUUCUCGGAACAGCCAAUGCCCGAAGGCUUGAUCUUGAUGUGUGUCAAUGACAACUUGGAUGCCGCGUGUGGUAUUGUCGAGAAAGCAGCCGAGGAGAAGUCUCUUCCCGAGAUCGAGAAGGUGAUUGAACCUCAGCUGGAGGCGCGUCGGCGUCACCUUGCCACUCGCCCCAAUGAGCCAUUCAUUGACCCGUCAAUGAACCGCUGGGGGCUCUUCAUCCCUGAGCCCUACCGUCAGAACCCUGGAGGCCUAAACAAGGAGCAGCUGGCUAUCUACGAAGAAUUUGCGCGUCAAUCCCGAGGCACCAGUACUGCUCACCCGCAGAACGCCUCUACUGAUUCCGGUCGCCAACUGCCAGAUGUCCUUCAAGAAUCCUACCCCGCCAUUCCCAACCUCUCUACCCCGGCUGAACAACCUGCCGUCCCUCACCGGACCCCUCAGGCACAGCACGCAAUCUCGCAGAUACCUGUGCACACCAACGGCUUCCUUGACGCCCAGAGCCCCCGGGACCGAGUUGAGACUCUCAUCUCUGAACUCCAACAAUCUGCUCGCAGUGCCCCCGAAGAGCACGUCAAGGACCUUGGCAGAGAGAGCACUGUCCUUCAGGAGUACAAUCAGGCAUUGCGUGCAAUCCUCGCUUCGCCCAACGGAGAGGAAUUGGCGCGCCUGACAUCAUUGAGAGUUUGCACCACUCUCUACUCUCAGUCUUCAAACUCCUUGGAGAUUGAGGUUCUUGUGCACCUUCUUGCCAAGCUUUGCGACAUGUCUACCUUGAUCGCACGCUACACCUGGGCCCUUCUGUCCGAGAUUGACGAUGAGCACAUGUUCAAUGUUCCCGUCACUGUCGCUCUCAUCGACGCAGGUCUCCUGGACAUUCGCCGAGUGGAUAUGGUUCUCACCCGCCUCAUCUUGCAGAAGAAUGCCAGCUCUCUGGAGCUGCUUGAUAAUCUGAUGGACAGGGUUCUCUUCAAUGACGAGCCGUCUGCUCUCAGAUCGGACUUCUCUGGCAGCUUGGAGGCUAUGAGCCAGUGGCUCGCCGAGGAUGCCAAUUUGGCCCCCGCUCUGGAGAUCAUCCGCAAGUUGCGCGAUGUUGGCAUCCCCGAGGUUGUCAACCCGCUUCUCACUGACCAGGCACGGUCUAAGCGCGACCAGAUGGAGUACAUUUUCAGCGAGUGGAUUGGCAUCUACAAGGCCUCUGGUGCCAAUGACCGCACCUACCUCUCCUUCCUCCAGGACAUGCACAACCGCCAGGUAAUGAACACCCAGGAAGACUCUGCUUUGUUCUUCCGUCUCAGCAUCGACAUUUCGGUUGCCAUGUUCGAGCACGAGUACCAGAACCCCACCGGGGGCAGCCUCGAUGAGGCAUUCCUCUACAUCGACGCCCUCGCGAAGCUCAUUGUCUUCCUGGUCAAGUUCCAGGGCGAGAAUGCUGGCGCUGUUAAGGCCAGCAAGCCUGCUUACUUCAAUUCCAUCCUUGCUACUCUGGUCCUGGUCCUCAACAACCACCAGGUCAUGAGAGGAGAAGGCUUCAACCAGCGUGUCUUCUUCCGUCUGUUCUCAAGCAUCCUGUGCGAGUACUCCAUGGCUGGCCUCCAACACAACGAAGAGCACCAGGGCAUGAUCUUUGCGCUGGCCAACAAGUUCCUCUCCAUCCAGCCCCGCUACGUGCCUGGCUUUGUCUACGGAUGGUUGUCUCUUGUCUCCCACCGUGUGUUCAUGUCCGACAUGCUUAACAUGCCGGAGCGCGCUGGCUGGGCGCCUUACUGCGCAAUCAUGCAGGCCCUGCUUUCCUACAUUGGCGAACAGCUCAAGGCUGCUAACAUCACCUAUGUCGCCAAGGACUUGUACAAGGGCGUGCUUCGCAUCUUGUUGAUCCUGCACCACGACUUCCCGGAGUUUGUUGCUGAGAACCACUUCCAGUUCUGCAAUGUGAUCCCCGCUCAUUGCGCUCAACUUCGCAACCUGGUCCUCAGUGCCUACCCUUCUUCUUUCCAGAAGCUGCCUGAUCCUUUCAGGGAGGGUCUCAAGGUCGAACGUAUCGAAGAAAUGCGCGAGAUCCCAAAGAUUGCGGGCGACAUUGCUGCUCCCUUGCUGCAAGCCGAUAUCAAGGACACCGUGGAUGCUGCCCUCCAAAAUGAGAGCGUCUCUGAAUCUACUGUGCAGCAGAUCUGCGAUGCUGUCCUCAGUGACGAUGCCAACGACACCGCCUUGUUCUACGUGCCUGUCAAUGUGGAUGUCGUGCUCGUGAAUGCACUGGUCCUGUACAUUGGCCAGCAAGCUGCGGUGGAGCAUGCCUCGAAGAGCAACACCCGCUCUGCAUUCGAGAACUCGACUCAUGCGGCCCUCCUGGAGGCGCUGGCCCAAAACAUGCAGCCCGAGGCCCGCUACUACCUGCUCAGCGCGAUGGCGAACCAGCUGCGGUACCCCAACAGCCACACAUACUUCUUCAGUUUCACCAUUCUUCGCCUGUUCGGCGUUGACUAUACUGAGCAGGAUGACUCCGACAUCCGUCAGCAGAUCAUCCGUGUGCUGCUUGAGCGCCUCAUUGUGCACCGUCCUCACCCGUGGGGUCUUAUCAUCACCCUCCAAGAGCUCCUCCAGAACCGGAGCUAUUCCUUCUUCCGCCUCCCUUUCAUCCAGGCGGCUCCUGAGAUCGGUCGACUCUUCGAUGCCCUCCUCCAGCACAUCCAGCAGCAAAGUCCUCGCCCCAUUGCGUGA
Messenger RNA from Penicillium cinerascens, 6954 nucleotides. RefSeq names its product CCR4-NOT core subunit CDC39. Lineage: Eukaryota; Fungi; Ascomycota; Eurotiomycetes; Eurotiales; Aspergillaceae. The transcript is spliced from 4 exons. The record is from RefSeq and is a predicted model, not a curated record. Gene Ontology annotation, biological process: nuclear-transcribed mRNA catabolic process, deadenylation-dependent decay. Gene Ontology annotation, cellular component: CCR4-NOT core complex; P-body. The coding region runs from base 1 to 6954 and encodes 2317 amino acids. Gene Ontology annotation, molecular function: molecular adaptor activity.